Molecule: messenger RNA, 3946 nt
Organism: Lineus longissimus
Lineage: Eukaryota; Metazoa; Nemertea; Pilidiophora; Heteronemertea; Lineidae
Product: hypoxanthine-guanine phosphoribosyltransferase-like
Exons: 7
Coding region: 10-672 (220 amino acids)
Biological process (GO): IMP salvage; purine ribonucleoside salvage; guanine salvage
Cellular component (GO): cytosol
Molecular function (GO): magnesium ion binding; hypoxanthine phosphoribosyltransferase activity
Source: RefSeq, a predicted model, not a curated record
UUAGUCAAAAUGGCAGAAACCCCUGAGUACAUGGUGAUUGACGAUGAUUACAAAGGACAUCCCCUGAAUUUGUUUUGUAUACCAAAACAUUAUGAGAACUCGUUAGAUCAUGUCCUGAUUCCCUCUGGAUUGGUCAAUGACAGGAUCGAGAAACUGGCAAAAGACAUUGUGCAAGAGUUUGGAACCGUACCCGUCACAGCAUUAUGUGUACUGAAGGGAGGUUACAAGUUUUUUGCUGACCUCUUAGAUAAACUCAAGCAGAUGAAUCAGACCAUGGAAGAGUCUGUCCCACUUUCUAUAGACUUUAUACGAUUGAAGAGCUACAUGAAUGAUUCCUCAACGGGUUCUGUGGAAGUGAUUGGUGGUGACAACUUGAAUGGUCUCGAAGGAAAGAAUGUCCUUGUUGUGGAGGACAUCAUUGAUACAGGGAACACAAUGACUCAUCUACUCAAGCUCUUGAAGGAACAUAAUCCAAAGAAGAUCAAAGUAGCAAGCUUAUUAGUGAAGAGGACACCUUUGAGCGUCGGCUACAAACCAGAUUUCACUGGUUUUGAAGUGCCAGAUUGCUUUGUGGUUGGUUAUGCCCUCGAUUACAAUGAGUAUUUUAGAGAUCUGAGUCACAUCUGCGUGAUAAACGAAGCCGGCAAGAAAAAGUAUUCUGUCAGGUCCUGAGCAGCCCACCAUCACAAGCUAAAUGCAUUAGCUGACUUGAAAUCUCACCAUCUAAAUUUGUAAUUUAAUUUUAUGAGCCGUCAUCUUGUCUCUGUAAUGGCAGAAAAUCAGCACUCAAUGCCCUUGUUAUCAUCAACCAAGCUUAAAACAAUGAGCUAGACAUCAGUUGUCGUGCAAGUCCUCUAAACCCAAAUUGGUUGCAUAUUGUUCCAAAUUUAGCCCUUAUUAUUCCUGAUAGAUUUGACGGGACCAAUAUGAAAUGUUAAUUUUAUCGUUCUUAGCACCCUCCAAAAUGUUUAUCGUUGAGCAUGCGUAGGAAUGUGUCCAGUUGCAAGUGGCAGUUUAAGUCUGUUGUACCAAUGUAAAUGAAGCCUUACCUGGCAGAAUUCCUCCAUGAUUUCACAAAGUGGCCAAUCAGCAAAUUUUUCAUUUUGAGAAAACUCCACUCAGAGGUGAUGUUUAGUUUGAAUGACUCUGGAUUUGACGCACUGGAUGCACUUUGUGAAAUCAUCGACGUAUUUUGAUGCGCGUUAUUUUAGAGAGUGUUUUCUUCAUCAUUUUCAAAUUGCACCUACACAUCUUGGAAUGUUGAUGUCGGCCAGCCUUUGGAUUUCAACUUGACAAUCCAGUGAAUGGUGUCGGCCCGACAUCUACAUGUAAUCUGCAAGCAUCUACAGGUUGUCAAAGUGGCGUUAAAGGACCUUUUGUAUUCGUAAGGACAAUAUAUUACCCAGCAGUUGGCUGCCCAGUCACCUCCCACUAAGUAGUUUCCAUCAAUGAAUUGCACAAAAAAAAUAUUCUAAAUCUGACUGAAUUAUCACGCUUUUUUGAUGUUGACUCCGAUUUUACCCGAGUUAGCUCUCAGUGCGUCGCUCCUUUCCAUGUGGAACGAUGCACUAGUUAGGUGCUUCCUGGAGCCAUGAAUCUUGCCUGUGACGUCUUGGUGUAGAUAACGAUUUUUUCAAUGCCACGCUGAUGGCGCUUGAUUAGCCCGCUACUGCAACAAUAUUGGUAAUGACAUUGCAUCGUAAUAGCAGGGUGAUGUGAACUCGGAACUCGGCGUGCACUGGUCUUUCACGCCAGGAUUGGUGCGUACUAAAAAUAACAAAUAAUGCGUUUUUCUACUAUCUAAAAGCUAAAAAAAAUUGGAAAAGCAUCAAACUCGUUCCAAAAAAUAAUUUUCUGGUAAACCAGAAGAAGAACAAACAAAGGCCCACUGCAGUAAAAAGCAGCCCAUUCCUUUAACACAGAUUUUAGGUGAUUUUGGCUGCAGAAAACACAGAACAUUCUAACUUUUCAGGAGAAAAAACACGAAAUUGUGUAAAAGACUGAAUUUUGAAACUUUUUAACUUGUUUUUCUCUAUCAUUCCUUAAUUACCCUAACUGGAGAUAUUGGACUGAUAUUUUCACAUAAAAAGAAGAGUUAACAGGGUGCAUUCCCCAUACAAGAAUCCGGAUUUAGUGCUGCCAUUGUGGUUAGUAAUUGCCAGUAAGUCUAAUGAAUAAGCACUGCUCUCAUUGAGACUAGUUUUUCUUACAGGGUAUUUGCAAUAUUUUGAAACUUUUCUGUGAAGAGCAAUGGUUUUUUUUCUAGUCGACAAUCUAAGGAACAAGAUGGAACUGAUGUAAAAUUAAUGCUAACGAACCGGAUUCUUGGAUGCACCCUGUCAAUUGUGAAGUGCUAGCACUUCACUUCCAACAUGUUUAAAAACAUGUUGGAGUGACCAUAGGUUGUGUAUUCGAAAAUAUCUGGAUUUAGAAUGAGCUGCAAUUUCAAGUGUAAAUGCACUAUGCACAAACAAAGCUUCGAUUUUAAUUCAGCAGUUAUGGGUUGGUGAAAAAUGUGGAGGUUGUCAAAAAGCAUUUUAAGACAACAGUUUUUGUUGUUUAAUUCAAUAUAUCUUAGAAUAGAAAUUGAUACCUCUGUCGGUAUUGAUUGUCUCACCAAAACAGCUUGGUUGGAAAUGUUGGCCAAAACCUCGACUCAGUCUAUGUUUUAGAUUCAGUAGGGACAUGAACAGCUCAUAUGUCGGAACUGAUGAUACAAGAUAACAUAAGAUGCAAGCCGCGUCCUAUUACUUAGUAGGCUAUGCCUACCUGUAUUCAUUAACCAAUCAUAGUAUAGUUUACUGUAACCUUGUGAUAUGCAUGUGUUUGUUGUUUUGUCUUGUCUGUACUGCCGUAGCAUUCCUUCAGGUUGUCGAGGGCGAUAUCGUAGUUGGCGUCCGUGAGUUGAAGGCCUUCUAUGGCCAGCUUCGGCUCACCUUUUAACUGUCCUCGGAGAUACUGCAUCUUUUCUACUUUACUUAGGUUGACGUUAUUGUCUAUUGCAGCCUUGAAAGAGUCAAAGAACGUGUUCCAUUCCACGAUACUACCGCUGAAUGUGGGCAGUAGCAGUUUCGGUAGUCUUACAUUUGAUUUCGUUGUGGCGGGAGAAGUACUUGCGGUUGUUUCCACUGGUUCAUCGCUCGCUUUAGGGGGUGCGGUUAGUGCUUCUUGAAGCCGUUUGAUUGCUCUAAGGUAGAACGCGUACUUUUCUUGGAUCUUGGAUGAAUAAUCCUCAUGUUCCGUUACCACUUUCUCGAGAGUGUCAUCCUUGGUUAGGGCUUCUUUUUCGGUAUCGAUACGUAGGACUUCUUUCAACUUAUUGGGCAAUAAGCUGGCCUUUGCGAAUGCCAAGUCGAUCUUUUCGGUCACACGUGUUUCCGCGAGUAGUGUUCACUUUGAUCUCUUCACAUAGUUCCUCUAUCAUUUUCAUAAUGGCAGCUCGUUUGCCACCUCUUUCUUGUAUGUAGCGUUUUACUUUUUCUUCGUCAGUCAUCUUGGAAUUUGCGUUGAGGGAUCCUGGUCACUUGCAACAAUGUCGUGUCAUGCGGGGAGGUCUUACUUGAGUUGAUGGCGAACUGAACGCAUUGAGUGUCUAACUAUAACUAACUUUAUUACAAAACAACAAAGACAUGCAUAUCACAAGGUUACAUACAGUAAACUAUACUAUGAUUGGUUAAUGAAUACAGGUAGGCGGAGCCUACUAAGUAGCAGGAUGCGGCUUGCAUCUUAUGUUAUCUUGUAUCAUCAGUUCCGACAUCAUAUUCAAUUACGGGUGUACAUUUCAAAUAUUUUAUGAACUACCUACAUAUAAGUCUUUAAAACCAAGUUAGUUAUUUUGUGAUGUCAUUCCUCCACAAUUAUCGAGAUAUUCAUUCAUGUACUUGUGCUAUGUUGUCUCUGGGCUUGAAUAAAAAUGAUCAGCAGGGAGACUAUCGUUUUCUUAAUU